This is a messenger RNA of Cadophora gregata, 2583 nucleotides long. RefSeq lists its product as uncharacterized. The record is from RefSeq and is a predicted model, not a curated record. The transcript has 3 exons. The coding region runs from base 1 to 2583 and encodes 860 amino acids. Gene Ontology annotation, cellular component: fungal-type vacuole membrane. NCBI's taxonomy places the organism in Eukaryota, Fungi, Ascomycota, Leotiomycetes, Helotiales, Ploettnerulaceae.
AUGUCUGAUAAUCCCUCGUCACCGUUGUUGCGACCCAGUGACUCCUCACGACCCACCUCCAACCACUCUCACCAGUCUGGGGAACCCCUUGAGAAUACCCCUCUAUUAUCACAAAUAGACAACUCUCCAAGAUACGAUGGAGAAUCAAACCACGAAUCAAGCAGACGCCCAUCGCCUGCGACCAGAUCACUACGCACGAUUCAGAAUGGCGGGACAUCUAUCAGGUCAACGAAGGGCGAUCGCAGGUGGCCGACUUUCUUUGCCAUCGUCACUCUGGGCUUGGUAGCAGUGGCCAUCAUACUCGGUGCCUUCUUUGCUCCUGCCGUGGUGCAAGAAUACGCCAAAGAAGCGCUUGUCAUUGAGCCUACGAAUCUCUCGAUAGACUCGUUUACGGCUAGCGGGGUUAGAGCCCGUGUACAGGCCAACUUCCGUAUGGAUGCGUCGAGGGUUGGGAACAAGAAUGUCAGGAACAUCGGACGCUUCGGUACUUGGGUGGCUCGUAAAGUCGAGAGCGAGUCUUCAAAAGUCGAAGUCUACCUUCCCGAAUACGGCAAUAUCCUUAUUGGCACAGCGGCUGUACCACCUGUCGUUGUUGAUAUUCGGAACGGGCAUGUCACUGCUAUCGAUUUCCUCGCUGAUUUAGAGCCUGGAAAUAUCGAGGGGAUCCGACAGGUUGCAAAUGAUUGGCUUGAGGGUCGUUUGGGAGAAAUCAGAGUGUUGGGUAAAGCCAACGUUGGUUUGAAGUCUGGAAUCUUUCCUCUGGGAACCCAGUCCAUCUCGGAGUCGCUGGUAUUUGAAGGCAACGAUCUUCCAGCUAUUCCUCAGUAUAACAUUACCCGCCUGAACUUCCGGGAAAUACCUAUUUCUACCAGUGGUCGUCGCGGCAUGGCUGCGGAUGUCUCACUUGCUCUGGCAAAUACCUACCCUAUCAAGCUUACGAUUCCACCGCUUGGGUUUGAUAUUCUUGUUGAAAGCUGCAGCGCCGAUGACAAUUACAUCAAACUUGCUGAUGCUACAACCGGCACCAUCGACGUUGAGCCAUACUCCGAUGUUAAGGUUGGUGUCGGCGGAAUUGUUCGAGAGAUCCCAAAGACUCUUCUACAGGCAUGCCCUCAUUCCCGUGACUCACCGCUAGACCUUUUACUUGGAAAAUACAUUCAUGGCAACGACACCACGAUCUUCGUACGAGGAUCAAGUUCACCGGAUGCCGAUACACCUGAAUGGAUCACCAAGAUCAUCUCCAGUGUUACGGUCCCAGUACCAUUCCCUGGCCAUAGCUUCGACAACCUGAUCAAGGAUUUUUCUCUUACAGACACGGAAUUUUUCCUCCCAGAUUCCUCAGCAAAGCCUGGAUCCGAUGAAGCAGAUCCGCAGAUCUCAGGCACUAUCGUCGUGACCGCCGGAUUGCCCAAGGAGAUGAACUUCGGAAUCAAUGUCACGCGUGUACGAGCCAAUGCCGAUGUGUUCUACAAGGGUAAGAAGCUCGGUGUCCUGAACCUGCACAAAUGGCAAAAGGCACAAUCAGAGAGAAUAGAGCCAAAGGAUGGAGAGGAUGCUGCGUUACGGAUCGAAUCUCGAAUCGAGCAUGCACCAUUGAAUGUCACCGACGACGAUGUCUUGACAGAUAUUCUAAUGUCGCUCUUCAUCGGCAGUCGAAUCACGCUCAAGGUGGUAGCACUCGUCGAUGUUGAAGUUUCCACUGUGUUAGGGGAGUUUGUUAUCAAGAAGCUCCCUGCAGAGGGAGUCGUUCCUGUGAAACCGAUCUCUAGGGGUGGCAAUUUAAAACGCUUCAUGCCUCAGGUCGGUAAUUUGAAGGUUUUAAGCACCAGCAGGACUUCUCUGAACCUUGAAGCACGAGUAAACUUCACAAACCCUACGGAAUAUAGCGCACAGAUACCUUAUUUCAACAUUCACAUACUUAACAAUGGCUCCAUUAUUGGGGACGCUACAGCAAACGACAUCACUGUUGAACCCGGUAAUAACACCAAUAUUCUCGUCCAAGCGACCUGGGACCCAACUAGAUUUGGCGGCAAGAAAGCAGCAAAUAUUGGGCGGGAACUACUCUCGCAGUACAUUUCUGGAUUCAACACAACCUUGACAUUCCAAACUCAUAAAGACUCCAUCCCACACCAGCCAGACCUCGGCGAGGCACUCAGUCACUUCCACAUAGAGAUACCUACUCCAAGACUUUCAACCAAUGGCCCGGACAGCGACAAACCGCAUUUCAUAGAUGACGCCACUUUCCAUUUACUGUCUUCCACUGCAACAUUCACACUCAUUUCACCACUUCAAUACAGCACCAUCUUCAUCGAAAACAUAAAUGCUACUGCUUUCUACAACCACACAGAGCCAGUGGGCCAAAUUCUCUACGAUCUCCCCUUCAAGGUACCUCCUGGAUCUAGCGAAUCGCCUAAACUCCCUGUUGAUUGGUCAUUUGAUUCUGUUGGAUAUGAGGCAUUAAAAAAUGCGCUUGGAGGGACAUUGAAACUAGAUGCGAAGGGAACGGUGCAGAUUAAGCUUGGGCAAUGGAAGGAAACAGUAUGGUAUGCAGGGUCUGGGAUUGGUGCUAGUGUCAGGUUUUGA